AUGCAGUCAACUCAGCCAAUUCCAGCUCUGUUCUCAGAUCUUAACUCCCUGGACACAGAAGCUUCAUCUGGUGCAAAUCUUCUCCAGAAUCAAUCUUUGAUGGAGAACGCCACCGCGCCCAGCGGCGCCGGCGUGUUCGGAUCCGACAAAAUCGGGGGCUUCGGCUACGGCAUCGGCGUCUCCAUCGGCAUGCUCGUCCUCAUCACCACGCUUACUCUCGCGUCCUAUUUCUGUACUCGGGCCAACACUGCAGCAGCAGCAGCAGACGGCGCGGCGCCGGCUGUGGACGUGGAGGGCGGCGUCGACGAAGCGACGUUGAAGAGCUACCCGAAGAUGCGGUACGCGCAGGCGAAGGUGGCGGGGAUCAGUGGCAGCACGCCGGCGGCGGCGUGCUGCUCGAUUUGCUUGUCGGAUUACAAGGAGUCGGACGUGGUGCGCGUGCUGCCGGAGUGCGGGCACGUGUUCCACUUGCGGUGCGUUGACCCGUGGCUGAGGUUGCGGCCGACGUGCCCGCUCUGCCGAACGUCGCCGCUCCCCAGUCCCCUGCCGUCGCCGCUCGCUGAGGUUGUGCCUCUUUCCGGUGAGGGAAGACAUGGAUAG
Molecule: messenger RNA, 600 nt
Organism: Zingiber officinale
Lineage: Eukaryota; Viridiplantae; Streptophyta; Magnoliopsida; Zingiberales; Zingiberaceae
Product: RING-H2 finger protein ATL70-like
Exons: 2
Coding region: 1-600 (199 amino acids)
Source: RefSeq, a predicted model, not a curated record